ACUCUUUCUAUCCUAUGUUUCCCCCCGCUAGCUAAUAUACAUCGCGCACGUCUUCUACUCUUAAUUAGCUUUUGUUAAUUUUAUUUCUUUCUUCCCCCUCAUGCCUGACUUGGAUCCACCGUAUGGAUUCGCACUACGCAAAAAUAGCCCCUGCCUCGAAAAUGAAGUAAGCGCUAAUGAAACAUGGAGCGGAAUCCAACCAUGCUGUCCCGAGGACACCACCUUUACAAACUCAAGCGUGUGUUGUCCGGAUGAAGAAGACUGUACAGAGGAUAUCAUAAACCCACCACACUGCGCUGAUGAAAGCUGGGAUCUUUUCAAUAACACUCGGGACGACGGAUUCUUCUGUUGUUUGUCGGGGACAAAGGGGUUUUAUCACAGUGACAAGCUGGCGGUUGGGUGUAUAGAUGAUUCCGAUGCUCCUACAAAUUCCGACUACCAGUUUCUGUCGACAUAUUCUACUGGCGCUGCCGCAACAUCGACUACAGUUUUGACAGCUACAUCCAGCACAUCCACAGCCACAGCUACAUCAGAACCAGAAUACGAUGAAUCAACUAGCCCUUCUACUUCAAAUACGGGCGCUAUCGCAGGUGGCGUAGUUGGUGGCGUUGCUGGGUUAGCAAUCAUUCUCGCCUUGCUUUGGUGUUUCAUGCGUCGCCGAUCACAGAAGCAAGCAUCUCAAGAGGAAACGCCCAUCACAAAAGGACCAGUGACACAACCCCACCUUGUCCAGUCUUCAGACAUACCGAGCGAGUUGCACGGUCAAAGUUAUGUGGC
This is a messenger RNA of Aspergillus glaucus CBS 516.65, 777 nucleotides long. RefSeq lists its product as uncharacterized. The annotation marks the transcript as partial. The record is from RefSeq and is a predicted model, not a curated record. NCBI's taxonomy places the organism in Eukaryota, Fungi, Ascomycota, Eurotiomycetes, Eurotiales, Aspergillaceae. The transcript has 2 exons.